AUGGCUGAUCAUCACGAUGAAGAGAAAAAGGAGGAAUCUUUGAUGGAGAAAGCGUCGGAAAAAUUUCAAGGCCAUGAUUCAUCGUCAUCAGACGAUGAGGACGUGAAGAAAUCUUCUGUUGAGGCAAAGGCUUAUCGACUCUUCGGAAGAGAGAAAUCUGUUCAUAAGGCACUUGGCGGUGGCAUACUGGCUGAUGUGUUUCUAUGGAGAGACAAGAAGGUUUCAGCCGGAGUAUUAGGUGGGGCUACUGCUAUAUGGGUUCUAUUUGAUGUUCUCGAAUUCAAUUUGCUCACUUUAGUCUGUUAUGGUUUAAUACUUGCCCUGGUAAUACUGUUCUUGUGGUCAAAUGCUUCCACCUUCAUCAAGAAAUCCCCACCCUGUAUCCCGGAUGUAAAUAUCCCGGAGAAGCCUGUUCUGAAGUUUGCAUCUGCUUUGAGGAUUGAGAUAAACUGUGCAUUUUCAACUCUGAGGGAAAUUGCAUCAGGAAGAGAUUUGAAGAAGUUUCUAUCCGUGAUUGCUGGCUUGUGGAUUUUGUCACUUAUAGGGAGUUGCUGCGAUUUCUUGACAUUGGCGUACACAAGUACUGUAUUGCUGUGCACCGUCCCUGUCUUGUAUGAGAAAUACGAGGACAAGGUAGACUCUUUUGCUGAGAAGGCAAUGGCCCAGCUCAAGAAACAGUACGCAGUGUUGAAUGAAAAAGUUUUGAGUAAGAUCCCGAGAGCGCAUUCAAAAGAUAAAAAACGUGAUUAA
Molecule: messenger RNA, 750 nt
Organism: Fraxinus pennsylvanica
Lineage: Eukaryota; Viridiplantae; Streptophyta; Magnoliopsida; Lamiales; Oleaceae
Source: the annotation of a GenBank genome assembly